AUGCGUCCCAUCGUUUAUGAUAACCAAAUGGACAGGGCCUUCUUUGUGAAGGGGUUGAUCGAUGAAGAACUUACCGUGGAGGAUGGCUUCGAAUCACAUUUGUUCAACAUGGGUGUAUACAAUAAUGCGGUUGGUAGCCCUUUCAAACUUCCCUAUGAUCCAGAUACUGUAUGUGUUCUAAUCAUAAGCACACCGAACAUGUUUGAUGUUUCCUUCAAAAGAUGGAUCCAGACGAAGUUCAAAGAGGUAACAAUUUCACUGUUCCUUUUUUUUUACAUCGGUCGAAUCACCCGGCAUGUACUAACCUACCCUUACUCUGUAAAAGUUGAAUACAAUACAGGAUACAGUACGAAGGUUUUUUUCCUCGGGCUUAGGAGUUUCAAUCUGGGAGGGAUGCAGGCGACAGGAUAG
Haemonchus placei is the source of this 411-nucleotide messenger RNA. The record is from the annotation of a GenBank genome assembly. Lineage: Eukaryota; Metazoa; Nematoda; Chromadorea; Rhabditida; Trichostrongylidae.